Molecule: messenger RNA, 3000 nt
Organism: Manihot esculenta (cassava)
Lineage: Eukaryota; Viridiplantae; Streptophyta; Magnoliopsida; Malpighiales; Euphorbiaceae
Product: proline-rich receptor-like protein kinase PERK15
Exons: 15
Coding region: 212-2515 (767 amino acids)
Biological process (GO): protein phosphorylation
Molecular function (GO): ATP binding; protein kinase activity
Source: RefSeq, a predicted model, not a curated record
UUAAUUUAUGAAAAUGAUUGUUCAAAAAAUUUUUAAUGAAAACGAACUUAUUUAAUAUUAUAAAAAUUUUAAAUUUUAAAGUUAAAAUAAUUAUAAAUGAUCAAUAAUUGGCUGCUACCGACGGUGUCUAUAAAGCUGUCAAGCCACAGCACUGUUAGUUGCUACGGACUUUUGUUGCAGUGAUCAUGAUUGCAAAAGUAUAGCAACUUCGAUGGGUUGCUUUGUGAGCAAAAUCACUACUGAGGCGGAUCGUCGCACCGGCACUAAAGACGAUGAUAGAUCUAACUUACCUGCACCGCUACCUCAUCAGUCAAUAGAUCCGAUUGAAUCUCGCUAUGACGAUAUUCAAAGUCAUCCACCUGCAACGCUACGUCACCAGUUACGGGCUCUUGAUUCUUUUUAUAGCCAAUUUUCCGAUGAGGAAAAUCGAAACCUUGCACCUCCACCGCCACUUCAUCUCCGGCCACCGGUUCUAGAUCCGAUGGAAUCAAGCUCAUCUUCUGAUGAGGAGGAUCGAAGUCCAGAUCCGAUUGGAUCUGGCUCACCUAAUUCUAAUAAGGAGAGCGGAAUUGACGCAGCAGCCUCUGAGAAUGCUGAAAGAAAUAAGAUGGAGGAGUAUGGUUUUAAAGACCUGGCAGAGGCAACUGAUUAUUUCUCCAACAAUUGCCUGCUUGGGGAGGGAGGUUUUGGUCAAGUCUUCAAGGCAACCUUAGAUUGUGGAGAGGUUGCCAUUAAAAAACUUAAGAAAAUAAAUUUGGAGGAUAAAUUGGAGGAGGGCGAGUACCUUAGAUGUGUGAGUCACCCAAAUAUCGUCAAAAUGAUUGGGCACUGCAGUCAAGGAGCAGAUAGACUAUUGGUUUUAGAGUUUGUUCCCAAUCAUAACUUGGCAGAUCAUUUACACGUUGAAAAAACUAAGGUUUUGGAGUGGCCAGCAAGAAUGAAUAUUGCCAUACAAUCUGCAAAAGGAUUGCUAUAUCUACAUGAGUGUAAACCUAAAAUUAUACAUCGAGAUAUUAAAGCAGACAAUAUUCUUCUUGAUAAUGAUUUUCAACCAAAGGUUGCAGACUUUUCACUAGCAUACUUUUUGCCGAAUACUGGUAAUGUUAACCACAUUACUAGUGUAUUAAGGGGAACCAAUGUUUAUGCUGAUCCAGAAUAUGGUGAUAUUCAAAGAGUAUCGGAAAAGUCAGAUAUCUAUUCUUUUGGUGUUGUACUUUUAGAGUUAAUCACAGGAAGAAGACCAACAAAUGAACAAGGCGAUACUAUUAUUAAUUGGGCGAGAUAUCGGAUUGGACGAGCUCUGGAGAAUAACGAAUAUAAGGAUCUCGUUGAUUCCAAAUUGCAACAGGAGUAUGAUAAGGAGGAAAUGCUAAGAAUGGUUACGUGUGCUGCGGCUUCGGUAUAUAAACCUUCACGCUCUCGACCUACAAUGAAACAGAUAAUUAGAGUUCUUGAAGGAACUAUGUCUUAUAUGAAAAUAAUGAAACGGAAAGACAUUGAAACUUUACAAGGAAGGGCUACUACUGAUCUAGAAUCAAUACUUGGCGUUGAGAGGCUACAAAUAACUCCACAAAAGAUUUUUACUUAUAAAGAAUUAGCAAAGGCAACUGGUGGCUUUUCCAAUGUCAACCUCCUCGGCGAGGGUGGUUUCGGUCAAGUUUUUAAGGGAACACUUGCAUAUGGUGAAUUUGCUGCAAUUAAGAAGCUUAAACUUUCAUCUGACCAGGGCGAAAGUGAAUUUCUGACGGAGAUUACGACGCUUAACCGAGCUCAUCACAAACAUCUAGUGAAGCUGAUUGGAUAUUGCAGUGACAAAGCGAAUAGACUGCUUGUAUACGAGUUUGUUCCGAACGAGUCUUUGCGAUAUAUCUUACAUGAUCAAGACAGAGUGAUCAUCGAUUGGCCAACCAGAAUGAAAAUUGCUAUAGGUUCUGCAAAAGGAUUGGCAUAUUUACAUGAAAUCUGUAAUCCUAAAAUCAUACACAGGAAUAUCAAACCAGGCGAUAUACUUCUUGAUCAAAACUUUGAACCAAAGAUUUCAGAUUUUGGGCUUGCCAAGGAUUUGUCAAACUCUUAUACCCAUGUGACCACUAGGAUAGCCGGAACCUGGGGUUAUCUAUGCCCUGAAUAUGCCACAACUAACCAGCUCAGUGACAAGUCGGAUGUAUAUUCCUUCGGGGUGGUGCUUCUGGAGUUACUUACUGGGAAACAAGCUAUCCUCAGGGAGCGCGAUGUUUUCACCGCGCACAUAAUUAAUUGGGUAGCGCCUCGUUUAAAACAAGCUUUGGACACCCAUAAUUAUAAUGAUAUUGUUGAUACCAAAUUGCAGAACAAUUAUAAAAUAAUAGAAGUGAUUAGAAUGAUUCAUUGUGCCGCAGCCUGUGUCUAUAAACCUGUAAAUUAUCGCCCAAAAAUGAGCCAGAUUGUUGAAGUCCUACAGGGAAAUUUGGCAUCUGAAAGUAUAUGGCUAAAUAGUGACAACGCUUUCCUUCAAGAUGCCUAUCAACUGCAUUAGCCCUUGAUGGAAAUCUUACAUUUAUCUCUAUCCAAUUAAAGGGUGGUUAAGGUCUGCGGACCAAAACAAUCCUCGCCCUUGGCUGCAAUUUUAUAUAUCCAAUUCCCUUUUUGUAUGUCGACAUCUUCAUCAAUGUAAUUCUCACCCUCCUUAGGCUCCAAAUUUUCCCCCAAAAUCCUUCGGAUCUCACAUUAAAAGGUGUCAGUGUGUAUAUAGGAAUUAUAUAGAGUCCAGAACCCUCGUUAGAAUCGCCAUAGCUUUAAUUUGUGAUACUAUUCUAUUCCUAAUCUAUAUGUGCAUUCUAUUUGCUAAAAGACGGAAUCAUUCAGAUCUCACAUUAAAAUAUGUGAAUGUGUAUAUAGGGUUUGUACAGGCUAAAGAACUCUCGUUAGAUUCAUCGUGGUUUUAACUUGUAGUCCAGUUUAGUUUUCACUCUCUAUCUACGUGUAUUUUAUUUAUCAAAAGAAAAAAAUACUUCCCUUCUA